CACAAUGUCAAUAUACAAUGCGCAAUCCUGGAACGAUUGAAAAGUCGCAAUCGACAACGACCUAUGUCAGUGCUCACAUUGUCAAGCCACAAUGAGCUCCCCUGUAUCCAUUCAGAUAGCGCAACGCACUGAAUUCAUACCGGUCCCCCACCUUUACUACGAUUAUAAUCAAGAUCAGUCCACAGGAUCAGCUGCAACCUCUAUUUCCGGGAAAACUUCAACCCGGAAAAGCCCUUUCGACCCGGCACGCACCUUUUAUCACGACAGGCACCAUCAGCACAUACAACAACGUCAUACAAACCUGAAAAGCGACAUGGCUACCUAUUACUUUUAUGGAAAAGACGGCACAGUCACUACUACCCAUCUGAAUCCAAAUGCCCCAGCAUUCACACGUGGCCUCCAAGGAGCCACCUCAGAUCAGCAACAUGGAGACAUUGUUGGAGCCUAUCUUGCACACCGUGAAAUGACUUACACCGCACCGAAUCCAGAAGAAGCGCAUCAGUAUGGGAGCACCCCAUAUCAGCCAUGGGGCCAGCCACUCGACAACAGCGCUAUAUCAGAACCCAUGGAGCCAAGCCACUGGUCCAGCGAUGAAUAUGAGUCAUGUGACUAUCCGCCCAGUUCACAAGCUGAGUCUGUCAGUACUCUGGGUUACGCUGGAUGGGCUUCCCACUCAGGUGUAGCCCAUCCUUAUCCAAAUCCGGAAGACAUUCGUCAUAUGCACACAUUGCACAGCCUAUUGCCAUAUCUGCAACCGGAGAGAAAGUUGAACGCACUACACGGGCCGGCAGUCGAUAUCGUUGAGCAGGAUACUGGAGUCGUGCUUGCCUACCAAGUUCCCAAGAAGCUGCUGGUUUUGUUUCUUGGCCGGAGGGUUGUCAAUAAGUACAUCCGAACCAUACAGCGCCAAGAUGGCAAGGACUCGAGCGAGCCACCAACCUCUCAGGAAAUGAGUCUGCCUCGCGGCAAAAGCAGCAAGGCUUCAAUAAGGGUGUUGAUUGCCUGGAUGGCAAGGGCUUGCCAAUAUAGUACCAUGGCUACGAUGGAACAGAUUCGCAUUCCCAAGAAGACGUUUGUCGCAUGUUCAUUGGCUCAAACUAUGGAGCUUCUUGGCCUUCACAAGGAUGCUUUUCGAGUUGACAACUUCAUCGCACAGACGCAUUUUGUCCGCCCAAUCUUCGCAGUUGAGUUGGAGGCUUUGUGGAAUUGCCUUGGCGAAGAAAAUCGAUAUGUCUACGCGGCUAUCCGGGUUGUCGGUACCAGAUUACAGAUGCAUGAAAGCAACGGUUCAAAAGCAGUUCCUGGUAUUGACGCUGACAUGUACGCUACGCUGAAAAAGUACCCACAACUGGAAGCCCGUGUGCGCGAUCCGGAGCUGAACGAACGGUAUCAUCCAAACUUCAGCACUGACUGGACAAAAGGGCUGAGAGGUAAAGAGACAAACAACAGGAUGGAUAGUUCCCAGGGUGGUCAUGAUACUGUCCACAACCACUGGUCACAGGAAGAUGUCAACAAGACCCACACGACGGAUAUCGAGGACGCAACACACGAUCUCGAGAGCUUGAGUAUCAUCUCGGAUGACUCGAAGCUCCCGGUAGCCCAUGCGGAGAGCGAUAUCAUGCCACAGGAUGGCAGUAACCCAACCCAAUGCCAGCGCCAUGGCGAUCAUGCCCCCUACAGACAAAGCAUACCAUAUUGGGAUGACUUCAACGGCAUCAUUUAUGAAAUUCCUUUUAGGAAGCUUCUCCCUCCGUCGAAAACAUCUUCGCAGCAGGCAGAUGGAGGCCGCAAUGAUGAGCCACAAAACUCCUGUGCUGAAAUUGCAGGAGACGGACCGCAUGGGGAGAAAGAGGCUAUCUGUACAGUACCAAGUCCCUCAGAUAUUUCACAAGAGUAUAUGCCCGAUGGGGAGAGCACGAAGUCCUCAAAUCUCGCGCCAUGUGUCAAUGCAGAGGGGACGCAGAGCAAAGAAAGUCUUUCAGGUUCGACGAAAGAUGUGGUUCACGCCAAGGAAUCUGUUGAAAGCACAUCAUACAACGAAUAA
This is a messenger RNA of Bipolaris sorokiniana ND90Pr, 2044 nucleotides long. RefSeq lists its product as uncharacterized. The record is from RefSeq and is a predicted model, not a curated record. The coding region runs from base 92 to 2044 and encodes 650 amino acids. NCBI's taxonomy places the organism in Eukaryota, Fungi, Ascomycota, Dothideomycetes, Pleosporales, Pleosporaceae. The transcript has 2 exons.